AUGGAGGACAGCAUUUUGACACUCACCACACUAGAUCUCACAUCGAAUGAAAUUGGAGAUGAUGGAGCACAACAUUUGGGUGAUGCAUUAAAGUACAACACAAACCUCACUACACUAAUUCUUGAACAUAAUGAAAUCGAAAUUGAUGGAGUCCAACGUUUCGCUGAUAUAUUACAGCACUAUACGACACUCACCACAUUAAAUCUUGGAUUUAAUGAAAUCGGAGUGGUUGGAGCCCAACAAUUGGGUGAUGCAUUAAAACACAACACAACACUCACCACACUAGAUCUUGCAGGUAAUGACUUCGGACAUGCUGGAGCAGAACAUUUUGGUAAUGCAUUAAAGCACAACACAGUAAUUGCUACUCUAUCUUCAUCCACACAAUAUCUUGACCUAUAA
This is a messenger RNA of Adineta steineri, 399 nucleotides long. Lineage: Eukaryota; Metazoa; Rotifera; Eurotatoria; Adinetida; Adinetidae. The record is from the annotation of a GenBank genome assembly.